UUAUAGUUAACGUGUGUUGUGAUUGGUAGUGCCUAACUUUUUCAAACUUGUUUUUAAGUUUAGUUUUCGAACUUUAUUAAUCAUAGAAAGUCACGCAAGUAUUAAUUAAUGCAGACAUAUUAAGGCAAAGUGAAAUACAAGCAAAAUAAAAUUAUUCAACACAAUUAAAUAUGUCUAAAAAUGUUUUGGUCAUUGGAAGUGGAGGUCGAGAGCAUGCCUUGUGUUGGAAGUUAGCCGAUUCUCCGCUAGUCAAACAAAUAUUCUGUGCUCCAGGCAGCGUCGGCAUUUCGUCUAUUGUCAAAGUUGAAAGCGUCGAUAUAAACAUAAAAGACUAUCCCGUAUUAGCAGAAUGGUGCAAACAAAAAAACAUCGAUUUAGUGAUUGUUGGCCCAGAAGAUCCUUUAGCAGAUGGGAUAGUAGAUGCACUAUCAUCAUAUGGCAUCAAAUGCUUCGGCCCAACAAAAUCUGGCGCUGAAAUUGAGGCAAACAAAGACUGGGCAAAGAAGUUUAUGGCAAAAUACCAGAUCCCAACAGCAAGAUAUCAGUCGUUCACAGAUGCUGAAGCAGCUAAGAAUUUUAUCAAUAACGCACCAUUCCCAGCCCUGGUGGUAAAAGCAUCAGGCUUGGCCGCUGGCAAGGGAGUCGUGGUCGCAUCAAGCAAGGAAGAGGCAUGUGCUGCUGUUGAUGAGAUUAUGACAGACGCUAAAUAUGGUAGCGCAGGACAAACUGUUGUGAUCGAAGAGGUGCUGGAGGGAGAUGAAGUUUCUGUGCUAGCCUUCACAGAUGGGGAGACAGUAUCCCUCAUGCCCCCGUCGCAAGAUCACAAGCGCAUUGGGGACGGGGACACAGGCCCCAACACUGGGGGCAUGGGCGCGUACUGCCCCUGUCCGCUAAUCACCCCGGAACAGUUGGCUGAUGUUAAGGAACAGGUGCUCCAGAGAGCCGUGGACGGGUUGAAGGCUGAAGGCAUCCAUUAUGUAGGUGUGCUGUACGCAGGUAUGAUGGUCACAAAGUCGGGACCAAUGACGCUAGAAUUUAACUGUCGAUUCGGUGAUCCGGAGACCCAAGUUCUCAUGUUGCUCCUGGACUCUGACCUCUAUACUAUUAUGAGGGCUUGCGUGGAUGGAACAUUGAAACAAGUGCAAGUGAAAUGGGAGACGGAAAUGUGCGCCGUGGGAGUUGUGAUCGCCUCUAAGGGUUACCCAGUGACAUCUACUAAGGGAUGCGUGAUCAGCGGUCUGUCCCAAGUCCAAUCACAACCGAACAUCGUGGUAUUCCACAGCGGAGUGGCCCGUGGAGCCAACGACUCAUUGGUUACAGCUGGGGGUCGCGUUAUCCUGGUCGCGGCUAAGCGCAGUUCGUUGCGUACCGCAGCUUCCGUCGCCACAUCUGCUGCGGCUGCUAUAGACUUCCCGGGAGCGCAGUACCGGAAGGACAUUGCCCACAGGGCUUUCUCCAAAUUAAACGGUCUUUCAUACCUGGAGAGCGGGGUGGACAUAGACGCAGCCGCGAACCUGGUGCGCAUCAUCGAGCCGGUGGCGACGGCGACGCACCGGCGCGGCGUGCUCGGCCGCCUGGGCUGCUACAGCGGCCUGUUCCAGCUCUCCGCUAUGGACACUAGCCUCAAGGACCCCGUGCUGGUGCAGGGGACUGACGGCGUGGGCACCAAGCUGAAGAUUGCAGAAAUUAUGCAGAAAUACGACACAUUAGGUCAAGAUCUCGUAGCCAUGUGCGUUAACGACAUCCUGUGCGCGGGCGCAGAACCGUUCGCCUUCCUGGACUACAUGGCGUGCGGCAGGCUGCAGCUCACUACUGCUACUGCUAUCAUAAAGGGCAUUGCAAAUGCUUGCAUGAUGUCUGGAUGUGCUCUUUUAGGCGGUGAAACAGCAGAAAUGCCCUCGAUGUACGACAUAGGCAAGUACGACCUGGCCGGUUUCGCAGUGGGAGUGGUCGAUAACCUCAAACAGUUGCCUCGUAUGAAGGAGAUAAGGGCUGGUGAUAUUGUAUUGGCUCUCCCGUCCACUGGAGUACACAGCAAUGGGUACAGCCUGGUGCAGAAGAUUAUGGCUGAAACUGGACAUAGUUUCCAUGACAAAGCUCCAUUCAGUACUACAAACAAGACAUAUGGAGAAGAAUUCUUAGAGCCCACCGGCAUUUACGUGAAGGCUCUGCUACCAGCCGUUAAGAGAGGUCUCGUCAAAGGUCUAGCGCAUAUAACUGGAGGUGGAUUGUUGGAAAACAUACCCAGGAUUCUACCAGCUGGGGUCAAAGUUAAAUUGGACGCUAUGAAGUUUAAAAUAAAGCCGAUUUUCGGAUGGUUACAAGCUAAGGGAAUGGUAUCAGACUUCGAAAUGCUGCGUACAUUUAAUUGCGGUGUCGGUAUGGUGGCCAUUGUGGACCCGGUGUGCCUCAAGGAGUUCCUCGCCACCGUUGAUGGCACUAUAGACGUGGUUGGUGCUGUCGAAGCUAUUGGUAAAGAGGGUGGUCACCAAGUAGUAGUUGAGAACUUCAGCCAAGCAAUGGCCCCGUUAAGCAGCCCAUACACGAGCGGUGCGCACGCGCCGCAAAAGUCGCUCUCGUAUAAGGACAGUGGUGUGGAUAUCGAGGCUGGAGAUUCGCUUGUAUCGCUUAUUAAACCUUUAGCUAGAUCCACAUCUCGUUCGGGAGUUCUGGGUGGUUUGGGAGGAUUCGGAGGAUGCUUCCAGUUGAAAGCGAUAGAGCAAGAAUAUAAGGAUCCCGUAUUGGUUUUGGCAGCGGAUGGUGUGGGGACCAAACUGAAGAUAGCCCAAGUGAUAAACCAGCACAGCACCAUCGGUAUCGACCUGGUGGCCAUGUGCGUUAACGAUAUCCUGUGCAAUGGAGCCGCGCCCUUGUCUUUCUUGGACUACUUCGCGUGUGGCUCCCUGGAUGUUAAUGUCGCUAAGGAUGUAGUGUCAGGUGUGGCUGAGGGAUGCCGUCAGUCUUCGGCUGCACUCAUCGGUGGGGAAACCGCUGAAAUGCCGGGCAUGUACACACCUGGAGUAUAUGACAUCGCGGGAUUCGCACUUGGCGUUGUCGAACGGACGCACAUCCUGCCAAAGAUCAAUGAUAUUACGGUGGGAGACAUAAUAAUCGGGUUGCCGUCUAACGGAGUGCACAGCAACGGUUUCAGUUUAAUCCACAGCCUGAUGAAGAAAGCCAACCUCACCCUCAACGACAAGGCACCAUUCAGCGAAGAUGGACUCACUUUGGGCGAAGAACUGAUCAAGCCGACCCGCAUCUACGUGCCCAGUGUGGUGCCGGCCUUACAGCGGGGCUUCGUAAAGGCGGUGGCACACAUCACUGGUGGGGGCUUGCUGGAAAACAUUCCCAGGGUCAUACCGGAGUCUGUUAGAGCACGGCUUAACGCGCACUGGUGGAACGUGCAUCCGGUAUUCGCAUGGAUAGCGGACGCAGGCUCAGUGAAGGACGAGGAGAUGUUGCGGACAUUCAACUGCGGUAUCGGAAUGGUUCUUAUAGUAGCACCUGAACAUCAAGCUGAGGUGAUGAACAUAACCCGCUCGUACGGCGCGAUGGUGAUCGGCUCGAUACAGGCGCGGCCGGCGGGCGGCGCCCGCGUGCUCGUCGACAACUUCGCUUCUGCGCUUGACUUCACUCGCCGGAUGCCGCUGUUGACCAACAAGAAGGUGGCGGUGCUGGUGUCGGGCACGGGCAGCAACCUGCAGGCGCUGCUGGACAGCACGCGCGACCGCACGCAGUGCAUGUGCGCGGAGGUGGCGCUGGUGGUGAGCAACCGGGCGGCCGCGCCCGCGCUGCGCCGCGCCGCCGACGCCGGGAUCCCCACCCUGGUGUUCAACCACAAGGACUACGCGUCGCGGGAGGAGUUCGACCGCGCGAUCUCGAAGGCGCUGGAGUCGCACCGCAUCGACCUCGUGUGCCUCGCCGGCUACAUGAGGAUACUCUCCGCGGAGUUCGUGCAGAAAUGGAAAGGCAAACUAAUAAACAUCCACCCGUCACUACUGCCCAAGCAUCCGGGUUUACGCGCGCAGAAACAAUGUCUCGAAGCCGGUGACACACUCUCCGGUUGUACCGUGCAUUUUGUUGAUGAGGGCAUGGACACGGGGCCGAUUAUAACCCAGGAGCGCGUGCCCGUGUACCCGCACGACACGGAGGAGUCGCUGUCGGCGCGCAUCCUGGCGGCCGAGCACCGCGCCUACCCGCGCGCGCUGCGCCUCGUGGCCACCGCGCGCGCGCGCCUCGACGCCAAGGGGAACGUCAUCAUGUCCUAAUCGCACCGCUGUGUAUACUUCGUUGCAGAUUUCAUGUUUUUGUAUACUAUGAAAUUCAUUACUUGUAUACCUUUUUUUUGGUUGUUGAUUGAAAAUAUUAAAGUUGUGUGAGCUGGAGAAUGAUUUUGUAUACUUUGGUUGUCAUUGCUUUUUUAAUGUUUUUGUAUACUUUCCUCUUUAUGGAUAAAAAUGAAAUGUAAUAUUGGUUGCUUUUACGCUCAUAGCUUAAUGCGACAAUAAAGUAAUGUUUAUGUAUAAUUCGCUUUUCAUACACAAAAAUGAAGUUGGAUAAUUAUGCACUAAAAUAUUGACUACUUUAGUUGGUCUCUUUAUCUUUCAUGUCACAUACAUUUUAUUAAAAAAUAUCUAUUUGGGACCAACAUUAAGAGAUUAUUUAAAUAUCUUCAUAUAGGUAUUUUGUUGUAUAUUUUGAAUUACGUAGUUAAGUUUUUAAUCGAAAUAUAGUAUAUGAAUAGAUUUUAUAAAAAUUAAAAAAAAAUAUUGUCUCUAAAAAUGUCUCCCGAUGAAAAAGCGCGUUUACUUGAUAUAAGUAAAUUAACAUUCCACUGGACAAUAAAAUAUAUUGACAAUCAACUUAAUCCAUUAUUUUUUGGUUUAUCCACUUAAAAUUUUAUUAUCUAGUAUUAAAUAGUUUUAGAAUUAAGAGCGCAACUCGAAUAAGUCUUCCGUUUAUUUUAUAUGACAUCCAACUGACACUGUCUUUUGUACUUGGUAUGUUAUUGUUAAAAGUAAAAUAAAAAUUUUGUAUUGCA
Messenger RNA from Zerene cesonia (dogface butterfly), 5041 nucleotides. RefSeq names its product trifunctional purine biosynthetic protein adenosine-3 (gene Gart). The record is from RefSeq and is a predicted model, not a curated record. Gene Ontology annotation, molecular function: phosphoribosylamine-glycine ligase activity; phosphoribosylformylglycinamidine cyclo-ligase activity; ATP binding. Gene Ontology annotation, cellular component: cytosol. The transcript is spliced from 25 exons. Bases 171 to 4268 code for a protein of 1365 amino acids. Gene Ontology annotation, biological process: adenine biosynthetic process; 'de novo' IMP biosynthetic process. NCBI's taxonomy places the organism in Eukaryota, Metazoa, Arthropoda, Insecta, Lepidoptera, Pieridae.